Messenger RNA from Seminavis robusta, 862 nucleotides. Lineage: Eukaryota; Bacillariophyta; Bacillariophyceae; Naviculales; Naviculaceae. The record is from the annotation of a GenBank genome assembly.
CAACUUCAGCCUCUCGGAAAAUCCAGGGAGGAGCAUGCUCAAAACCCGAACAACCAACUUUUUCUCACAAUCCAACAAGCCAAGGCAACCAAUCUCUUUUGCUCUCUUCUUUUUUCGUUCCUUGCAGAUCUACUAACUAAAGCAAAGCAAAGCAAAGCAACCAAGCAAAGAUGAACCGCCUUCGCCGCACCAAGACCGACACCAUUACCCAAGGGGACGCUCCUCCUGCCAUCAACAGACUGCGCCGUACCAAGACAGUCGACACGACCUCUCCCAUCUCACCCGCUGUCCCCAAGGGGGCCAAACCAACUCGUACCAAGAGCCACGAGUUGCGUCGCACCAAGACGGACGCGACGCCUCAUAUCAAGAGAAAGAAGGAACGCCGUCCUACGGACAUUCAAGCCUUCCAACAAGCCAAAACGGCCGAACGACGACAAUCUUCGGCACUGGCGGCGGGUGUCAUGGCCGGAGCGAUGCGAGAAAUGGAUCCUCAAUCGAUUAUUGACAUGCUCGAGGCAUAUGCCGGAGACGACGACGAUCGCGACAUGGCAUUUAGCUGUUUGGAAAAUUUGAAAAAAUCACCGCAUGACAUUGCCACGGCUGCCACCAAGUCGCCGGGAAAAUCGCCGCAUCGAGGAAGCAGGACCAAACGAGUUUCCAACAAGACCAAAUUGCGACAGAUUGACAAUCCUCCCCCCAGUCGACCAUUGGCCGAAACCAAAGGAGACUGGGGCAGUGUUUCCAUUACCGAUAUUUUGAACAAAAAAUAAAUAAAACACUCAAACACAACAAGAAACGGAGAGCCUACAAAGCAGAACGUAACUGAUACUAUUUUAUUAUAAUUUGCACGUUAUUACAUCCG